CUGACUGCAGGGGGGUGGAGGGGGAUGAGGAUGAGUCAGGGGAGAGAAGGCUGCUGCAGGGGGGCUGGCUGAAGGUGGGUGAGGUUGGCUACAGGUGGGUGAGACUGGUUGCAGGGUGAGACUGGUUGCAGGGGGCGGCUGCAGGAGGUGGCUGGCUGCAGGGGGGCUGGCUACAGAGGGGGACUGACUACAGUAGGGGUGAUGGCUACAGAAGGGGGGGACUGCUCCCAGCUUGUUCCCCUGCCGCUAGGAAAUAAGCAAAGUGGGGUAUUGAGAGGCCCCUGGGACGCAAUCGCUCAGGGGCUCCAAGGUAGCAGCAGGCACGUGAUUUCUACGUGUCCUGCUGCUGCCUGUGCUACCUAUACCUGCAGCACCACCCAGUCCCUGGAUCUUCACUGAAGACUACUACUACUCUUCGUGGGACCCCCUCCUGCAACCCCAAUAGAUUGUCAUGUGUUUUCCAGAUGACUUUGCCCACCUGAUGUUGGCCGAGGCCUCGCUGGAGCAGUGCGUAAGGGAAAACGUGGGCAAACUGAAGGAUUCCGUUCCAUUACUGGCAAGCAAGGAGCCCAAACUGCAACAGGCAAAGAACUAUCUCACCGGCAUUCUCAGCAGGGGCAAAUUACUGCCUAAGCACAUAACGGAAGCGCUGCUGAUAAUGGGAAAGUUGCAUUACAUGGAGGGGUCGUACAGAGACGCAGUCAGUAUGUAUGCGCGGGCAGGGAUGGAUGAUAUUGCGCUGGAUGAUGAGCCCCUCUAUCGCAUGCGUCUCAUGACGGAAGCUUUUCUCAUUAAAGGUCUAUCUCUAGAACGUUCCACUGCAACCAUUGCGUCCCGAGCGAGGCUGUCGGAAAGGGAAGAGGAAGCCAUUGGUUGCUUUGAGAAGGCCAGCUGGAUAGCUCAGGUUUACUUACAGGAGCUGGAGAAGAGCAAUAACAGCGCCCACACAAGAGGCUCUAAGGGCAGUGCCCCGUCCCAUGACUUUGAGUUGGGCUACUUUCUAGAAUCUGCUCUCCAGUGCGCCUACGCUGCUCACUUCAAAAGAGGAAAUGUCUUAAAAGGAAUAAAAGAGCUGAGAGACGUUCUGAGGGUUGUGGAGACCAAAGCCACGCAGAACUUCAAAACAGCAGCCAGUAAGCAGUUGGCCGAAGUCCUGCUCCAUUCCUUAAGUGAGAGCUGCUACUGGAGCCCCCUGCAAGCCCCCCGUCCUGAGCUCCUCAACAAAGACGCCCAAUCUUUUCCCAACAACACUCUCCGACUGAAGCCGCAGACCCACACCGGGGAUAACCUGUAUUGCCCUCAGGACAACAUCGAGGAGGCUCUGCUGCUCCUUUUGAUCAGUGAAUCAAUGGCCAACCGAGAUGCCGUUAUCAGCCGAGCACCGGAGCAAAAGGAGGACCGUGCCGUGAGCCUGCAGAAUGCCUCGGCCGUGUACGACCUGCUGACCAUCACCAUGGCCAGGAGAGGGCAGUAUUCCAUGCUUUCUGAGUGCCUGGAACGGGCUAUGAAACUCGCCUUUGGAGAAUUCCAUUUGUGGUACCAGUUGGGGCUGUCGAUGAUAUCUUGCGGCAAGUUUGCAUAUGCAGUGUCGGUGCUAAAGGAGUGCUGCAAGCUGUGUCCGUCGGACCCCACCAUUCCCCUGCUGGCGGCUAAGGUCUGCAUUGGACCCCUGCACUGGUUGGAAGAAGGAGAAUGUUUUGCCAAACUGGUGACUGAGAUGGAAGAAGGUGCCGGGGACUUUCUUGCAAAGGGUUUUCUGGCUUUGGGGCUCGUGUACAGUUUGCAAGCGUCUGAUGCCACACAGAAAUGCACUCAAGAUGAUUUAAGUAAGAAAGCUCUUCAGACUUUAGAAAGAGCUUACGAGUUGGAUCCACACGACCCUCAGAUUAUUCUCUAUCUGUCGCUGCAGCUGGGCCUUGUCAGACAGAUAUCAAAGGCAACGGAGCACAUUCAAGAAGCGCUGAAGCUGCGUAAGGACGACCUGCACAGUCUCCAUUUAUUGGCUCUACUCCUGUCAGCCCAGAAGCAGUAUCAGCAUUCCAUAGAUGUAAUUAACAUGGCUUUAUCCGAAUAUCCAGAAAACUUUAGUUUACUUUUCACCAAGGCUAAGCUGGAGCGAGCCCUUGUCGGACCUGAAGAAGCACUGGUGACGUGUAGACAUAUGUUAUUCCUGUGGCAGAAGCUGUAUAAUUAUUCACAACUGAGCGACUGUGAGAAAGAAAGCAGUUUAGCCGAGGUCCCAUUGACCAGGAAACACAGCGGAAUGUUUCUCGCAGUUCCGGACGCACACGACCCUGAGAAUGGAUCCCAGAGAGCCUCCUCCAUUGCAGCCUCACGUCUGGAACAGGCCAUGUCGGAGAUAACCAUGCACAGUAGCACCCAGAGGCAGGGGCCAAUGCAGCAAUGGGUAACCCUAGAACAAAUCUGGCUACUUGCGGCGGAGCUUUUCAUGGAGCAGCGCGAGCUGAAAGAAGCGGGGUUCUGCCUCCAGGAGGCUGCCAGCCUAUUCCCCACAUCACACACUGUGCUGUACAUGCGUGGGAGGCUCGCUGAGACGAAAGGCUGUUUGGAGGAGGCCAAGCAAUUGUAUGACGAGGCGCUGGCAGUGAAUCCAGAUGGAGGGAGAAUUAUGCACAGCCUGGGGCUGCUACUGACGAGGCUCGAGAGGAAAAGUUUAGCGGAGAAGGUUCUACGGGACGCAGUGAGGCUGCAGAACACUUCUCAUGACGCCUGGAAUGGGCUGGGGCAGGUUCUGCAGGAGGAGGGGAAACACGAAGCUGCCGGGGAAUGUUUCAUGACGGCUCUGGACCUGGAAGCUAGCAGUCCUAUCUCUCCAUUCACUGUAAUACCAAGGGAGCUAUAGAGGGUUCAGUACAAUCGCCUACAAACUGCCUUCCACUCAUACAGAGGUCUCCAUUGAAAAAUUCUAUAUGUAUAUAUGUUGUCAGUCUUUUGGGUUUUAAUAUUUGCAGUUGUUUUAAAAUGAGAAGAAUAUGAAAAUAGAUCUAUUUUUAUAUUAAAAUGAAAGGGAAAUCUUUCUAUGUGGAAGACAGGAUCCCAUGUGCCUUAGAGUUAGGGUCCAAUACAAAAAUGGAGUUCUGCUACCAGUAUAUAUCCUUAAGGGUCUUGUAUUGGCACAAGACAUUAUGAACUAAUAAACAACCUGCACUGGUU
Messenger RNA from Xenopus laevis (African clawed frog), 3174 nucleotides. It is a transcript of the gene ttc7a.L, whose product is annotated as tetratricopeptide repeat domain 7A L homeolog. Lineage: Eukaryota; Metazoa; Chordata; Amphibia; Anura; Pipidae. The coding region runs from base 452 to 2863 and encodes 803 amino acids. The transcript has 20 exons. The record is from RefSeq and is a predicted model, not a curated record.